GCGCUGCCAGCUCUCUAUAUAUGACCCUACUAAAGGAAGAUCCAUUGCUUCGAAUCGAGUUAUGCUUUGCCUUUGAAUCUCUUCCUGGAACAUUGUUGAUUCAUCCAUUCAACUCACCGCCGCAUAAUUCGCUUCGCUCAGCCGGGAAUUUGUUCCCCCAAGAUGUUCGGGGCCGGAUCUGGAUCUUCGAUAUUUGGACAGAAGUAUUCUAUUGGGGAAUUUUCAUCAAGUACUGGAAGCACAUUUCAACAAACACAUGCAACUUUUGGCAGUGGUCCAUUUGGUUCUUUUACUUCCACUGCAUCAACUGAAAAUUCACCAGCUGCUGCUAGUGCCCUGACCUUUGGUGCACAUUGCACAUCACCUUUUGGUGCUGCAUGUAUUUCAGCAAUCAGUUCAUCAUCUACCCCUACAUUUGGCAGCACAGGCACAACUUUCGCUGUCUUCAGUGCACCAACAUUUGGAUCUGGGACAGGGUUAAGUAACUCUAUCAUUGGAGUAUCUAGCACCUUCGUGGUUGGAGCAUCACGCAGCCCAGGCUUUGGUACACCAGGAGGCACUGCACAAUUUGGUUUUGGUACUACUCCAAAAUUUGGACAAUCAUUUGGCAGUGGCAACUUAGUUGGAGCUGCUCCUGUUUUUGGCAUUCAGAGUUUCUCCUUUGGAGUCCCAGCCACAAUGCCAACACUCGGAACCGCAAGAUUUGAGCAGGUUGGUAUUGGAAGUCAACGCAGAGGAAGUAGACUAGCAGCUUACACUGCAACAUCCGAAGAAGAAGAUGGUGGGAGUGGGAAUCAGCCUACUGCUAAACUACAGUCCAUUACAGCCAUGCCCCUUAACAAAGACAAAAGCCAUGAAGAAUUGAGGUUGGAUGAUUAUGAGCUGGGUGGUAAAGGAUCUUCUAUAUUUGGACAGAAGGCUUCUAUUGGAGAAUUUUCAUCAGGUACUGGAAGCACAUUUCAGCAAACAGAAGCAACUUUUGGCGGUGGUCCAUUUGGUUCUUCUACUUCCACUGCAUCAACUGAAAAUUCACCCGCUGCUGCUAGUGCCCUGACCUUUGGUGCACAUAGCACAUCACCUUUUGGUGCUGCAUGUAUUUCAGCAAUCGGUUCAUCAUCUGCCCCUACAUUUGGCAGCACAUGCACGGCUUUUGCUGUCUCCAGUGCACCAACAUUUGGAUCUGGGACAGGGUCAAGUAACUCUAUCAUUGGAGUAUCUAACACCUCCAUGGUUGGAGCAUCACCCAGCCCAGGCUUUGGUACACCAGGAGGCACUGCACAAUUCGGUUUUGGUACUACUCCAACAUUUGGACAAUCAUUUGGCAGUGGCAACUUAGUUGGAGCUGCUCCUGUUUUUGGCAUUCAGAGUUUCUCCUUUGGAGUCCCAGCCACAAUGCCAACACUUGGAACCGCAAGAUUUGAGCAGGUUGGUAUUGGAAGUCAACGCAGAGGAAGUAGACUAGCAGCUUACACUGCAACAUCCGAAGAAGAAGAUGGUGGGAGUGGGAAUCAGCCUACUGCUAAACUACAGUCCAUUACAGCCAUGCCCCUUAACAAAGACAAAAGCCAUGAAGAAUUGAGGUGGGAUGAUUAUGAGCUGGGUGAUAAAGGAUCUUCUAUAUUUGGACAGAAGUCUUCUAUUGGAGAAUUUUCAUCAAGUACUGGAAGCACAUUUCAACAAACACAAGCAACUUUUGGGAGCAGUCUGUUUGGUUCUUCUACUUCCACUGCAUCAACUGAAAAUUCACCCCCUGCUGCUAGUGCCCUGGCCUUUGGUGCACAUAACACAUCACCUUUUGGUGCUACAAGUAUUUCAGCGAUCAGUUCAUCAUCUACCCCUACAUUUGGCAGCACAUGCACAGCUUUUGCUGUCUCCAGUGCACCAACAUUUGGAUCUGGGACAUGGUCAAGUAAAUCUAUCAUUGGAGUAUCUAACCCCUCCGUGGUUGGAGCAUCAAGCAGCCCAGGUUUUGGUACACCAGGAGGCACUGCACAAUUUGGUUUUGGUACUACUCCAACAUUUGGACAAUCAUUUGGCAGUGGCAACUUAGUUGGAGCUGCUCCUGUUUUUGGCAUUCAGAGUUUCUCCUUUGGAGUCCCAGCCACAAUGCCAACACUCGGAACCGCAAGAUUUGAGCAGGUUGGUAUUGGAAGUCAAUGCAGAGGAAGUAGACUAGCAGCUUACACUGCAACAUCCGAAGAAGAAGAUGGUGGGAGUUGGAAUCAGCCUACUGCUAAACUACAGUCCAUUACAGCCAUGCCCCUUAACAAAGACAAAAGCCAUGAAGAAUUGAGGUGGGAUGAUUAUGAGCUGGGUGAUAAAGGAUCUUCUAUAUUUGGACAGAAGUCUUCUAUUGGAGAAUUUUCAUCAAGUACUGGAAGCACAAUUCAACAAACAGAAGCAACUUUUGGCAGCGGUCUGUUGGGUUCUUCUACUUCCACUGCAUCAACUGAAAAUUCACCCGCUGCUGCUAGUGCCCUGACCUUUGGUGCACAUAGCACAUCACCUCUUGGUGCUGCAAGUAUUUCAGAAAUCGGUUCAUCAUCUACCCCUACAUUUGGCAGCACAGGCACGGCUUUUGCCGUCUCCAGUGCACCAACAUUUGGAUCUGGGACAGGGUCAAGUAACUCUAUAAUUGGAGUAUCUAACCCCUCCGUGGUUGGAGCAUCAAGCAGCCCAGGCUUUGGUACACCAGGAGGCACUGCUCAAUUUGGUUUUGGUACUACUCCAACAUUUGGACAAUCAUUUGGCAGUGGCAACUUAGUUGGAGCUGCUCCUGUUUUUGGCAUUCAGAGUUUCUCCUUUGGAGUCCCAGCCACAAUGCCAGCACUCGGAACCACAAGAUUUGAGCAGGUUGGUAUUGGAAGUCAACGCAGAGGAAGUAGACUAGCAGCUUACACUGCAACAUCCGAAGAAGAAGAUGGUGGGAGUGGGAAUCAAACUACUGCUAAACUACAGUCCAUUACAGCCAUGCCCCUUAGCAAAGACAAAAGCCAUGAAGAAUUGAGGUGGGAUGAUUAUGAGCUGGGUGAUAAAGGCGGGUUCUCUGGUGUAUGUCAAGCUGCAGGGGUGACUGUUAAUGUUGGUUCCACUACCUCAAACUACUCUGCUCCUUUACCUACGCCACUUUUUCAGUCAUCAUUGAAUCCCUUCUGUCCCUUGACCUCUGUAAUUCCAUUUGUGCCAUCAUCUCUUCUGCCUAGACCGCCAUCUACAAAUUCUUUCAGCAUAAGAUCAUCUGCAGCUCUGGCCAAUAAUUCUCCAUCUUUGUCUAGCCCAUUAUGUAUAGGACCACCUACUUCAGCUUUUGGCUCAUCUUUUUUUACCGGAUCGUCAUCUGCAAAUCCUUUCAGGAUAACACCAUUUUCUGUACCUUCUCCUCCUGUAACAACGGCAGCCCCUGUAUUUCUGACCAAUAGUUUUCCAUCUUUGUCUAGCCAAUCAUGCUCAUUUAUAGGACCAUUUCCCUCUAUCUCUGUUUCCGCUUCACCUUUGCAAACAUCUUCUGGAUUUAACUGUGGUUUGAAUUCUGCGAACACACAAUCAUCCCCACUAUCUGUGUCCGUCGGACCCUCAUUCACACAUACAAAUGCUUUGUUUCCACAACCAUACAUUGCCCCUUUCUUCAGUCAACCAAAAGCCUCUAAUGCACAACCAGUUGGACCUCAAGUGGGGGAAAACUUCUUGUCUAGCAUACCACCUCUGUUUUCUGUGAACAAUCUGCCUGGUUCUACUCAAGCUGGUCAGCCUUCUUUGUCUACUCCUUUGCGGCCAACUCUCACAACUCAGCCGGCACCUACUUUUACUACUAGCCAUUUUCCUCAAUCAUCAACAGGUUUACGUGGCUUUGAGAGCAUUACCUCGGGAUGUGGUCAGAGCACCUUUAGAAAACUGUCUGAUGCUCAGAGCACUGUGCCAGUGCAGCCAGCACCUAAUGUGAGCCCUUUAGGAGCUUUACCUACAAUGCCUAGGCUGUCAAUUUGUCAGGCUGGAUCUACAUCACCAGUUCGGUAUGGAAUUUCUAGCAUGCCUGUGUCUGAUAAGCCUGCAGCUGUUGGAAGGGUGUCAUCCUUGCUGACGUUUAGACACUUGUCUCGAAGACGGAUUAUGUUACCAGUUCGGAAUUAUGGUGCUAAAAGUGAUGGCCCAAAGGUGCCAUUUUUUAGUAGUGAUGAAAUGGCUGCUGCACCCAAGGCAGACGCUUUAUUAGUUCCAAGGGAGAACCCAAGAGCUUUAGUUAUACUUCCAGAUGAACGGUGGCCCCUGCGGUCUAUGAAGGAGAAAAUGUCUCAUUUGGCACUUCCAUCCGUCCAUGUGUAUAAGAAUGAUCAUUUUGCUGAAAAUAGUCCUGACAUGGAGGGUGCCGAUCCUUCCAAAUUGAUCAAGAAGCCUUAUGGAGGAAGCACUUAUGAUUUCUCCCAGGGAAGAGCUUUGCAUACCAGAGCCACAGGUCAUGAAGCUGGUGAGGCUGCGAUUCUGGAAGAACACGUAGCUGAUAUUCAAGCAUUAAUGCCACGGCUUAGGCGUUCUGACUACUACACAGAACCUGGAAUCCAGGAGCUGGCUGCCAAGGAAAGAGCUGAGCCAGGAUUCUGCAGACAUGUGAAGGAUUUUGUGGUUGGGCGUGAUGGCUAUGGCAGAGUCAAGUUUCUGGGAGAAACAGAUGUGCAGAAGCUUGAUCUGGAUUACUACAUCCACUUUAACAACCGUGAAGUGAUUGUCUACAUGGACGAGAGCAAGAAACAUCCAGUGGGACAGGGUCUCAACAAGCCUGCAGUGGUCACUCUCCUUAACAUCAAAUGCAUUGACGAAAAGACAGGCAAACAGUACGUCGAUGGGCCUAAGGUUGAUAAGUACAGAGAGUUUCUGGUAAAGAAAGCAAAAAAACAAGGUGUGGAGUUUGUGUCAUAUGACCCUGUGGAAGGGGAAUGGAAAUUCAAGGUCCAGCACUUCAGCCAAUACGAGUUUAGAGAUGACAGUGAAUGGGGAGAUGGUUUCUCAACUUUCUUUCUUUGAUUGCUGGUGGAAGGAGAUAUCUGUACCUUUUCAGUUCGAUUAUAUUGGAAAACUCGAAUCUUUGUCGUGGCUGCAUCCUGUAUGGUCUUUUACUCUUGUUCUUUUCUUUGGGAAUUGUUGGAUUUGGAGUCUGUCUCAAAAUGCAAUAGUUUUAAGUGGCAAUUAUCUGGCAAUAGAUGGACGCUAAUGCCAUUUCCCCUUAUUUUCUUUCUCAAUUGUCUCAUGUACAAUUAAUA
Molecule: messenger RNA, 5252 nt
Organism: Diospyros lotus (date-plum)
Lineage: Eukaryota; Viridiplantae; Streptophyta; Magnoliopsida; Ericales; Ebenaceae
Product: nuclear pore complex protein NUP98A-like
Exons: 16
Coding region: 163-5016 (1617 amino acids)
Biological process (GO): RNA export from nucleus; post-transcriptional tethering of RNA polymerase II gene DNA at nuclear periphery; protein import into nucleus
Cellular component (GO): nuclear pore cytoplasmic filaments; nuclear pore
Molecular function (GO): structural constituent of nuclear pore
Source: RefSeq, a predicted model, not a curated record